AUGCGGGAGGGGGGGCCAGCUAGCUACAGAGUUGCUGCUAGCGGGGUGGCGCUAGCUGCUGCUGCUGCUGCUGCUGCUGCACCUGCUGCUGCUGCUGCUGCUGCUGCUUGCGGCAUUCAAAAGAAACUCAAACUUGUCGGAGAGACUAAAAGCAUUAAAAAGAAAACUGCUUUUGUCAAGGGGAUGUUCAACUCCCACUUGGAAGUCAACAGGUGCCUUGGAGCAAAGAUUCAAACAGUUUCUGGAAUAAGAGGCCAAAUUAAAAAGGCAAUUGGAACUGACGGAACUUUUAGAGCUUCUUUCGAAGACAAAGUCCUCAAGUCCGAUCUCAUUCUUUGCAAGACUUGGGUCUUGGUGUGUCCGCAUGCGUUUUACAACCCGGUGUUGGACCUUCCGGGCUGGCGGGGUUUGCGUCUUUUGUCGGAAAUAAAAAAAGAGAAAAAAAUAAUUUCAAAACAAAAGGAGACACUUUUCCAUUCUUUUGGAAAGGCCCCCAGGAAGCAGCACUCCUUCUUCCCCAUCCGGAUCCCCAAACAACUUGCUGCCAAACUCCCCCUCCACUCCAGGCUCAAGCUGCAGCAGGGGCGGCGAGUGGGGAAGCAGCAGCAGCAAAAAGAAAGAGACAUGAAGAAAGCUUUUGUGUCUCCAAAUGAGCGGCGUGCUGCAGUGCUGCUGCAGCAGCUGGAGACUCUGAAGCGGCACAGAGACAAGCGGCGGCAGCAGCAGCAGCAGCAAAAGGCCCGCCUCAAGCAGCAGCAAACUGACAAGCUGCAGCAGCAGCAGCAGCAGCAGCAAAAGGAACGCCAAAAAAGGAGACACUCCAAACAGGGCAAAAUCGAGGCCAGCAUGCGAAAGCGCCUCCGCCUUGACCCAGCCAACACCUCUUAG
Eimeria tenella is the source of this 888-nucleotide messenger RNA. Its product is annotated as ribosome biogenesis protein BMS1, putative. Gene Ontology annotation, molecular function: GTP binding; U3 snoRNA binding; GTPase activity. Gene Ontology annotation, biological process: endonucleolytic cleavage of tricistronic rRNA transcript (SSU-rRNA, 5.8S rRNA, LSU-rRNA); ribosome biogenesis; maturation of SSU-rRNA from tricistronic rRNA transcript (SSU-rRNA, 5.8S rRNA, LSU-rRNA). The record is from RefSeq and is a predicted model, not a curated record. Bases 1 to 888 code for a protein of 295 amino acids. NCBI's taxonomy places the organism in Eukaryota, Apicomplexa, Conoidasida, Eucoccidiorida, Eimeriidae. The transcript has 4 exons. Gene Ontology annotation, cellular component: 90S preribosome.